This is a messenger RNA of Ixodes scapularis (black-legged tick), 1477 nucleotides long. Its product is annotated as cytoplasmic protein NCK1. Gene Ontology annotation, molecular function: protein binding. The record is from RefSeq and is a predicted model, not a curated record. Lineage: Eukaryota; Metazoa; Arthropoda; Arachnida; Ixodida; Ixodidae.
UCGGGUUUCUUCUCGGCUUGGGUGUAGUGAAUUUUACCGAUUGUUAGGGCUAAAAUGCGGCUAAAACCGGGACAGUUGGGGACAUAUUUAUAAAAUUACAGCGUCGUACAGCAGCCAGUGGACGGUAUCACCUCAACACAAGAUGUCCAACUCGAAAUCGGCUCCAAGCCAUCGUUCUGACGAACCAGCAAACACCCAUGGUCGUAGUUUUUCACAACUUGAGAGUUGGAAGAGAUGUUGGAGUUGCAGACCAUUCUGAGGUGUCUUGGGACCGUUGGAAGCCCGGGGAGGAGGCGUACGUGGUGGCCAAGUACGACUACACGGCCCAGGGCAGCCAGGAGCUGAGCCUGCGCAAGCACGAGCGCCUGGUGCUGCUGGACGACAGCAAGCACUGGUGGAAGGUGCAGAAUGGGCAGCGGCAGUGGGGGUUUGUGCCCUCCAACUACGUGAAGCGGGAGAAGCCCUCCCUGUUCGACAGCAUCCGGCGCGGGGUGCGCAAGCGCAGCGAGGCCAAGCUGUCCCCGGCCUCGUCCCCCGUGGCCACCAAGGCCGGAGGGGAGCCCGAGGAGGAGGAGGCCUCGGCGGUGGGCACGGCCCUGGUGCGCUACAACUACGAGGCCAAGCAGGCCGACGAGAUCUCGCUGGCCAAGGGCACCAGGGUCCUCGUCAUGGAGAAGUCCAGCGACGGCUGGUGGAAGGGGGAGCACUGUGGCAACGUGGGCUGGUUCCCCUCCAACUACGUCCAGGAGGAGGCGGAGCCGGCCACCCCGGAGGGGGACACGGUGCAGCCCCCGGCCAAGGCGGCGUCGCCCCCCACGGUGCUGGAAACGGUGGUGGCGCUGUACUCGUUCACGCCGAUGAACGAGGAGGAGCUGAGCUUCGCCAAGGGGGAGCAGCUGGAGGUGGUAGACAAGCCCGAGAACGACCCGGACUGGUGGAAGGCUCGCAACCAGGCCGGCCACACGGGGCUCGUGCCCAAGAACUACGUUCAGGUGGUGGCCUCCCCACGAGGGGGCGGGACGGCGUCUCCCCCCGCCUCGGGAGGAGGGCCCCCUCCCAGCCUGGACCCCCACCGUGGGGGGGGCAGCCCCCCUCCCCCCGUGCCCCAGGUGGUCUCGGUGGUGGCGGGGGGCCAGCAGCCCAGGGGCCGCCCAGAGCUGCGGGCCAAGGAGUGGUACUUUGGCAGCAUCCCCCGCAGCCAGUGCGACCAGGUGCUCAACGAGUGCGCCCAGGACGGGGACUUCCUCAUCCGCGACAGCGAGACCAACGUGGGGGACCUGUCGGUGUCCCUGAAGGCGCCGCUGCGCAACAAGCACUUCCGGGUGCACGUGGAGGACGGGGUGUUCUGCAUCGGCCAGCGCAGGUUUUCGCAGCUGGAUGACCUGGUGGAGCACUACAAGCGGGCACCCAUUUACACCAGCCCCAAGGGGGACAAGAUGUUCCUGGUCAGGCCCUUCAAGAGGCCCUGAGGGGACGG